UAGGCAAGGGGUCGAUUUCAGUGAGGCUUUUAUUGCUAAAUCCCUCAGAUUUUUCCUUUUUCCCCAUUUCGGGCGGGGGUGCUUUAGCCCCAGAAGCCUCUCAGCUAGGCCCUUGGUUUCAAUAAGAAUGAAGGGGUUGCUCCAUCAACGUGAAAGGUGGUUGAUUGUUAAUUAUUCAAAUUUUGUUCAUAUCCCUAAUGCCAACAAUCUUGUUUUGUUCAAUAAUGUUGUUGCAUCACGUGAUUUGGGUAUUUUUAUUUUUUCGUGUUCUCAAGAUGAAGAAUUGCUAAUAAAUAAAUUUAAAAUUGAUUCGAGCAUUGUUUCACAAGAAAUGAUUCAAAAUUUUGAAGAAACUAAAGUAGAAAUAUCUCCACAACUUGGUGAAUUGGGUUUUGUCGAUUUUUUAUUAAAUUUGUUUAAAUCAUCAAGUCCUGUUGGUGCUUACUUAAAUGGAUUAUAUAGUAUGGACAAACUGUUAAUUGGAGGUCAAAAAGUUGAAGAAAAUUAUGAACGUAUCUGUCAAGCUGCAAGAGAAAUUAAUCCAGAAUUUCAACUAUUCUUAACUCGUCAAUUGAGGAUUGAAGUUUAUUCUUCACGUCAUAAUCCCAAAAAAAUAUAUGUUGACCGUAAAACAAUAAUUUAUAAUAAUCCACGCUUUGAUAUGGAACAUACAAAAUCUUUAAUUGAUGUUGAUAAUGAAUUGAAAAAAUUACAAGAAGACAAGGAAAUACUUAAAGAAAGACAAGAAAAAGUUGCCCAAGCUAAAGAAGAUUUUAAAAGGCGGGGAGAAGAAUAUAGAGAAAAAAUGAAAAAGGAAAAAGAAAAGAGUGAUGAAAUUGAAAGGUAUCGUCACUAUGCAGCAAAAUGUAAAGAUAAAUUGAGCCAAUAUUCUAAAGAAAAACCUAAUUUGGAAGCAGCGCAAGCAGCCUAUAAUGAAGCUUCAAAUAAAAUUUUGGAGACUGCGAUUGGUGAUUUUGAAAAGAUUGUUGACUCUAUGGAAAAUCAACGUAAUCCAAUAAAUACUAUAGCUAUAAAUUGUGAUGAACAUGCAAGAUUAAAAUCUCGACUAAAACAACUUAAGGCAGAAAAAGAUUUUUAUGACCAAAUUCAUCAAACGAAUAAGGAAGAUUAUCAACAAAAAUUAAAAAGACGUUUAGAUGCUAAAGAGGAAGUUGAAUAUCGAAAAUCUGUUUUUAAACAAGUUGCUGAAUGUCUACCACCUGGAAGUGGAGGGGAAGUGUCUAAUGAAGAUAAAAGAAAAUUUGAAAAAAUUUUGAAGGAAUUUGAAGAAAAGCAAAUUCCUGAUGACUUGGAAAGUAUAGAGCUAAAAAAUGCUGAAGAACGGAAAAAAUCUUCAAAAGAUAGACAAGAUGGAACUGAAAAGGAUGCAGAUGAAUACGAAAAAUUUUUGAAGGAAAGAGAAAUUCUUGUAAAAAAUAUACGUUUAGCUACAGAGAAGAAUGAUAGAUGGAAAAAUAAAAUGGAUACAGAAUUAGCUUCAUGGUUAGAACAACUUAGACCAAUGAUUGAUUCAAUUAAUGAAAAAUUUUCUCAAUUUUUUGCAACUCUUGGAUGUGUUGGUGAAGUUAGAUUUGAUGAACCGGAAAAUAAAGUAUCUAUAUUUUUUAAUUUUUAUUAA
Molecule: messenger RNA, 1639 nt
Organism: Meloidogyne enterolobii
Lineage: Eukaryota; Metazoa; Nematoda; Chromadorea; Rhabditida; Meloidogynidae
Source: the annotation of a GenBank genome assembly